Molecule: messenger RNA, 1455 nt
Organism: Caretta caretta (loggerhead turtle)
Lineage: Eukaryota; Metazoa; Chordata; Testudines; Cheloniidae
Gene: PLPP6
Product: phospholipid phosphatase 6
Molecular function (GO): sphingosine-1-phosphate phosphatase activity
Source: RefSeq, a predicted model, not a curated record
GCGGAAGCGGAAGCAGGCGGCCGGGCUGGGGCCGCCGGGCGGGCGCUGAGGAGAACCGGACGGGUCCGUGCCUGGCCGCCAUGCCCAGCCCCCGGAGCAGCCCAUCCCGCCGCGCCGCGCCCGUCCCCAGCCCGUCCCGCCGCGCCGCGCCCGUCCCCAGCCCGUCCUGCGCGGCCGUGGCGCUGCGCUCCCUGCUGGCCGCCGACCUGCGGGUCUCCCGGCGGCUGGGCGUGUGCGCCGGGGAGCGCUCGGCCUGGGGCAGCGCCAGGCCCCUCCUGCGGCUCCUCGAGGUCUCCGGCCACGGCGUGCCCUGGCUGGCGGGCACCCUGUAUGGGCUGGGCCGCAGCGAGAGCCCGGCGGGCCGCGAGGUGCUGCUCAACCUGCUCUUCGCUUUGGUGCUGGAUUUAGUCCUGGUGGCGGUGGUGAAAGGGCUCGUGAGGAGAAGACGUCCCACUCACAACAAGAUGGACAUGUUUGUCACUAUCUCUGUGGACAAAUAUUCCUUCCCAUCAGGCCAUGCUACCAGAGCUGCCAUGGUGUGCAGAUUUGUCCUACACCACCUGGUGCUUGCCAUUCCUCUGCGGGUCCUGGUGGUUCUAUGGGCCAUCAUUGUGGGCAUCUCCAGAGUCAUGCUGGGCAGACACAACGUGACAGACGUGGCCUUUGGCUUCAUCAUGGGCUACAUGCAGUACAAUGUGGUGAAAUACUUCUGGCUGUCGCCCCUGAGUGCACCCGCUCUCUUUGGAGCGUGGAAUCAGUGAUGGCCAUAAUGAAAAGGAAGAGGCACACAUUGCAGUGUCUUAUGCUGCUCAGAGAGCAUGAACCGGGACUGGAUGAAAGAAUCAUCAUAAGCCUCAUCUGACAAGCAAGAUUGACAAUAUCAACAACAUCAUGCUUCAUUCUGCGGGAUAUGUGGACUCAGGCUGGGACAAAAUGAGAUCUGUUGGAAAGCUAUUCUUGGUGCCAUCUUGCUCUCAAUGUGCUGCUGGGCCAAAACAUGUACCAGCCCAUACGGUUGCACUGGCCAUCCCAGGAUACGAUCGCUCCACAUCUCCAGGUGCUGUAGAAGUCGGACGGAGAUCUGCAUAUUAGCCAAGCAGCUAAUUCUUAUUUUCUUGGUAUUUAAGAACAUGCAUCAGUAAGGUCUGUGGUUAGUAGAAAUACUGUAAAUCAGCACACAGCAGAGGAUGCCUGUAGUAUAGCUGGCUUACUAUCUCAUAUAGCAGAGGUGGGCAAACUACGGCCCGCGGGACCGUCCUGCCCGGUCCUUGAGCUCCCGGCUGGGGAGGCUAGCUCCCGGCCCCUCCCCAGCUGUCCCCCCUUCCCCCGCAGCCUCGCUGCGCCACACCGCCAGCGCUCUGAGCGGCGGGACUGGCUCUGGCCGGAAGCUCCUGCCGCUCUGAAUGGCAUGGUAAGGGGGCGGGGAGCAGGGGGGUUGGAUAAGGAGCAGGGAGC